AUGUCCAAGGCCGCAAAAGGUGGUGCUGGUGCUGUUGAGCAGGUGGUGAAGCUCAUUGUCGGCGCCGGUCAGGCCAGCCCGAGUCCCCCGGUCGGUCCGGCCCUUGGUUCCAAGGGUAUCAAGUCCAUGGACUUUUGCAAGGAGUUCAACGCCAGAACCGCCCAUAUCAACACCGGUACCCCUAUGCCCGUCCGUGUUACCGUCAGGCCCGACCGCUCGUUCCACUUCGAUGUCCGCACCCCCCACACAUCAUGGCUUCUGCUCAACGCCGCCGAGGCCCCGAUAGGCAAGGGCGGCAAGAGAAAGGGCGCCAGCAACCCCGGCAAGGAGGUUGUCGGCACCGUCAGCCUCAAACAUGUCUACGAGAUCGCCAAGAUCAAGCAGUCCGAGCUCCGUCUAUCCGGCCUGCCCCUCGAGGGCCUCUGCAGGGCGGUCAUCUACCAGGCCAGGUCGAUUGGUAUCAACGUGAUUCCCUGAAAGAGGCUAUACGCUGAAAGACAUUAUACGGGCUUGGGAGCACGAAGGCGUUACGGUUGUUUCUUUUAGGUGGAUAGACCACGGCAUUGUUACCAAUAUUGGAUGGGGACUAUAGCCAUCGCUUGUGGCUCUGUGUAUCUUUUCUUGUAUCAUUAUUGUAUGGCAAAAUCUCAAAAUGCACAGCGGUGCCUGGAGCUGUUGGUUGG
Neurospora tetrasperma FGSC 2508 is the source of this 683-nucleotide messenger RNA. RefSeq lists its product as uncharacterized. The coding region runs from base 1 to 477 and encodes 158 amino acids. The record is from RefSeq and is a predicted model, not a curated record. The transcript is spliced from 2 exons. Gene Ontology annotation, molecular function: structural constituent of ribosome; large ribosomal subunit rRNA binding. Gene Ontology annotation, cellular component: ribosome; mitochondrial large ribosomal subunit. Gene Ontology annotation, biological process: translation. Lineage: Eukaryota; Fungi; Ascomycota; Sordariomycetes; Sordariales; Sordariaceae.